GCCGGCGGCGUGCCGUUCGCAUCAUGCUUUUCGCAGGUUUAUACCGUGUUGUUCGUCGUGUCAGCUCGCUUUCGAACUAGUAAUUAAUUUGCGUAUGGGUUGCUAGUACAGUUUUGCUUCGUUAAUCACAUAUGCGAAGGCGUCACACGACACAGCAAAAGCACAAAUAAUGGCGAGCGCGCAAUUUGCGCGUUUUUCUCGACAAGCACUAGCAUGUCUCGGGGUAUCAAGGAAUGUCGCAUCAUUCACAGGAGACUCCACAAGACUAGCAUAUGUUGUUUUCAGUACGAGAUCCGUAUUUGUGGCCGUGUAGUCGCAGCGACGUCCCGCAGCUCGUCGUCGCUGCCAAUAAAGACGAGACUCGCAAGGAAGAAGCCUGCUCCAGAAGCUCCAGUGAGUUCACUGACGGCCGUGGCAUACAGCACAGCCGAAGAGUAUGAUCUGAAGUCCAUCUUGAACGCACUGAAAGAGCAAGGUCUGUACAAGGAAAAGGUCAUCUCUGAAGACUUGGACGAUGUUCUCUAUGCCUCGGCCAAGUAUCAAGUGAGCGAAGAGUCAAGGGAGCUUUUCAUCUUUAGGGAAGGAUCAGUUGUCUUUUGGAAUUUCCCAGAAAUAGAGAGGAAGGCUGUGCUGAAGUUUCUGAAGCCACACGAGGAACACUCCUACAGCCCAUCGCUUGUAAACCAGGAGGUUGAAGCUUUGGAAUUUACAUACCACGAAAACAAGACGAAGUUUCAUGAUGGCAGCAUCUACCUCAGCAGAGAUGGCGAGGGUGACCUGGAGAAGUACACAUUUUCAAGCGGGCUUGCUCUCUCCGUGAAACUGGCUAUCUGGGAGGCAUCACUGGAUAGUUAUGUAAUGAGUAUUGAAGACAUCAUUGAGGACAUGAAGCAAGGCAGGACGAUUAGGAUGACCAGGGAGCAAGUUUUUCGAAAGACUGGAGAGCUCUUCUCUCUCAGGCACCUGAUCAACCUGAGCUCUGACCUUCUGGACACUCCCGAUUUCUACUGGGACCGGCCGACUUUGGAGAGCCUCUACGUGAAAGUCAUCAAGUACAUGAACAUUAACAGGCGAACAAAGGUGAUGAAUGAGAAGUUGACGCAUUGUUGUGAGCUGAUGGAAUUGCUGAGCCACCACCUGGAGGACAAGCACCACGUCCGGCUAGAAGUCAUGAUCAUCGUGCUCAUUAUGGUCGAGGUGCUGUUUGAGUGCGUCCACUACGCUUCGAAAUUCAUGCCUCCGACAAGCACCAAGAGCGGGCAAAGUAAGGACGCCCUUUCUUUCCCUCAUGUAUAUGCGGACAUUGGUACCGAAUGUUCGAAGAGCGCGUGCGCUGCAUGCGGGCACUCCUAAUAAAAUUGUGUACGAGAACGUAGAA
Molecule: messenger RNA, 1378 nt
Organism: Rhipicephalus microplus (southern cattle tick)
Lineage: Eukaryota; Metazoa; Arthropoda; Arachnida; Ixodida; Ixodidae
Product: required for meiotic nuclear division protein 1 homolog
Biological process (GO): positive regulation of mitochondrial translation
Source: RefSeq, a predicted model, not a curated record